AAAGCAAAAACAGCAUGAAAGUCCGUAAUAACAAAAAUUCCAGGAAAUACACUGUACUGGAGUAAACUCCUGCCGGGAAUCAGCGACAGCAGAAUUCCACAGAAAGCUUUACAGAUUUCCAGAGAAUUCCAGCGCCCAUCAUUUGCGAGCUUCUCCACAAACACCCACCCCUCGCGUUUUACUUUGUUUAAUCUUGUGGUUUAUUUGAUCGUGCUAGCAGCAAAAUUGUAGUAAUCUCAGCUGUUUAACACAUUUACCGUAAUUAAAUACAGGAAACGCAGUCGUCCGCAGAUGCCAAACAAGGUGGAAAUGUAGGGAAAAUGUAUGUGGAUCUAUAAGUAGGAAAUUUGAAAGUUCAACAGUGGAUAGAUAGAUAGAUAGAUAGAUAGAUAGAUAGAUAGAUAGAUAGAUAGAUAGAUAGAUAGAUAGAUAGAUAGAUAGAUAGAUGUCAAAUAGGGUUUAAAUAUGGACAGUGCAUUUUAAUUAUGGACGUUAUUGCACGUUUCUAAUUGGUAACUAUUUAUUUAUUUAUAGAAGAAAUACAGCAAAUUAGUAUAAAUUCAAUAUGAAAUCAAAGAUAGUUUAUCCAUCCUACAUUUACAGUUAUUUUAUUAAUCAAGUCUUGUGAUAAAGAUUUAAAUAUACAGUAGAUGGCGCUAUUCUGUCGUAAAAUUGACGCGCUUCUUUAUUUGGGGCUUGAAAGGACAGAGCCGACAUCUUGCCGGCUUUUUAAAAUAAUUUUGCCUUAUAAUUCGUGAACGACUCUUAAUGCUUUCGAUUCUCAUAAAGCACGGCAUAACUAGAGUAUUUCAGAAUUGAGAUUUUAGACAGUCGUGACUCUUUGAACAUCGUUGGCCCGUCCAGACAGCCCUUCGCGUCCAAGCAUCCGCGCAGACAGACAUGGAUCAACACGACUCGACGUUUGGAGUGCAGCUCUUUAUUUAUGAUUUGUCGAGAGGAAUGGCACGACAGCUUAGCCCGAUAAUGUUAGGAAAACAGCUUGAUGGAAUUUGGCAUACAUCUGUGGUGGUCUAUGGAGAAGAGUUCUUCUAUGGCGGUGCUGGGAUUUCUAGUUGCCCACCGGGCGGGACGAUGCUCGGACCCCCAGAUACAGUAGUUGAGUUGGGAAAUUCAGAAGUGACAGAAGAAAUAUUUAUGGACUACUUGUCUUCUCUUGGAGAGACAACGUACAGUGGGGACAAGUACAGAUUGUUUGAACACAACUGUAACACAUUCACUAAUGAGGUGGCCCAGUUUUUGACUGGCAAUAAAAUUCCCUCCUAUAUCACAGAUCUGCCAUCCGAGGUGCUUUCCACGCCAUUUGGUCAAGUGCUGCGGCCAAUCCUGGACUCGAUACAUAUUGCCCCGCCUGGUGGGAACGUGAUUAACAGCCAAAAUCAUCACAGCUAGAUUGGCUUUAUUUCCCCUCCCACACACACACAUAUACAUGUUAACACGCAAUAAUUCACACACAGGCUGUUUAUACACACACAUUUAGCCUGUUGUAAAUGAAGGUUGGCUCAGAAACCUUUUUCAUAGACUAAUACAUUUUACAUGCUUUUGGCAUACACUUUUUUCCAAAAUGACUCAAAGUGCAUUCGGGCAAUACAUUACAGUAUCAAUUUAUGUAUUCCCUGGGAAUUUAACCCAAUAGCCUGGCAUUUUUAGCGCCAUGCUCUACCAGCAGAGCUUCAAGAACAUAAAUUACUAUAAAUACAUUUAUAAUAGUAUUUGUUAAUGAAUAAAUUCAGAUCUAUGAUGUCCACAUUUACAGUUGCCCAAAUAUUCUCAAACAUUCCUGUUUUAAAGUGUUUGUUUAAUGCACAAGGCUACCAGAGGUUCACCAGGGUACCGAUGGUUCAUAUUUUUACAGUACUGACUUUUUGGUUUCUAUGGUUAUCAGUUUAUCAUGUGUCUUUGUUGUGUAUCUCCACAGCCCACCACAUGCAAAGGUCAUUUGUUAUUGUUUUAAGUCGACUUGAAACAACAAUCCCAAAUUUUUCCUCUACUUUUAAAUCCAUUUACAUUACUUCAUGCUCUGAUAAUGUUUUUGUAUCCCACUAAGCUGUGUCCAUUUAUAUUUAUUAAUCGCCAAAACAGACUGUUUAUUUAUUUAAACUUGUGUAAAACUUUGUGAUAACAGCACAUGUGUUUUGCAUGGCUUUCUUGCAUUUGAAGAUCUUAUUGAUGAUUGUAAGGAAGUCGAUUCCCAGAUUAACUCUCUGUCAGACGACGUCCAGAGAAAUGUACAUAUCUGUGCCUUUAUUAUAUGCCACCUUGGGCACAAGAAACAUUUUUUAACAUAAAUGUGUUAAGUAAACAUAAUUCGUAUGUGGACAUUAUCCCUUGCACGUAUUUAUUCAGAUAAAUGCUAUUUCAGUAUAUAAACUAUAAAACAAUAUACAGUUAAUUAAGAAGGUUUCCUGCUAUUGUGAAUUUUAUAUUAUGGCAAAAAUGUGUUGCUUUGCUAUUGUUAUUUAUUACCAUAAUCCUAUUUUGAAUCAGUUUAUUCAGCACAAGUGACAAUGUUUGUAUUGUAUUUGUGUUUCAUCCAGAGUUGAACAUUUAAGGAAACAUUGUAUUACCAUUCUAUUGUUGGUUUUAUGUUGUAUUUAUUGAGAAAUUGUUGUCAUCUGCACUGAAUUAAUUUCAGCCUUGAUUUCAGAGAAAUAAAUUGACUUUUCAUGAAUA
Paramisgurnus dabryanus is the source of this 2691-nucleotide messenger RNA. The record is from RefSeq and is a predicted model, not a curated record. Lineage: Eukaryota; Metazoa; Chordata; Actinopteri; Cypriniformes; Cobitidae.